CUCAAGGUCUCAGGUACAUGCUCAUUCUACUCUCCUUCAAAAGUAUGCAAUGGAAGGACUACUUUACCCUAAAAGUUCAGGGCUAUAGUCCAAGGAAAAGCUUGUAGAAGAGUAAGAUGAGCCAUUGGUGAGCAUCAAGCAUUGUGCUCUAUUCUUUGAGGCGCCUAGAAGAGUUCCUGAACCUGUUUAAAAAUCCUUCAAUGGCUCUCUGAGGUCAUAGCAUAAAGUCCAGGCUCACUAGUCCAAAAGUGCAAAACCUUCCAAGAUCGGACCCAUUGCCGACUUGACUAUUUAAAGCUUAUUCUCCACUUCACCCGGAGAUACACAAUGAGCUAAUAUCCACGUUUCAGUGUCUUUGCUUAUCAAAAGUUUUAAUUCAUCAUGGAUAAUCUGUCACCAGAAGAAAUUCAGCUGAGAGCCCACCAGGUUACUGAUGAGUCUCUGGAAAGUACAAGGAGAAUCCUGGGUUUAGCCAUUGAGUCUCAGGAUGCAGGAAUCAAGACUAUCACUAUGCUGGAUGAACAAGGGGAGCAACUAAACCGCAUAGAAGAAGGCAUGGACCAAAUAAAUAAAGACAUGAGAGAGGCAGAGAAGACUUUAACGGAACUCAACAAGUGCUGUGGCCUUUGUGUCUGUCCAUGUAAUAGGACAAAGAACUUUGAGUCCAGUAAGGCCUACAAGGCAACAUGGGGAGAUGGUGAAGACAACUCUCCUAGCAAUGUAGUAUCUAAGCAGCCAGGCCGAGUGACAAAUGGGCAGCCUCAACAACCAGCCACUGGAGCAGUUAGCGGUGGAUACAUUAAACGUAUAACUAAUGAUGCUAGAGAAGAUGAGAUGGAAGAGAACCUGACUCAAGUGGGCAGUAUCCUAGGAAACCUAAAAAACAUGGCCCUGGAAAUGGGCAAUGAGAUCGAGGCUCAAAAUCGAAAAAUAGACCGGAUCACAGAAAAGGCUGACACCAACAAAGAUCGUAUUGAUAUUGCCAAUGCCAGAGCAAAGAAACUCAUUGACAGCUAAAGCUGCUGCUGUACUUCUUUAUCAUGUAUUCACUUCUCUAGCUCCUCCUUCAAAGCCAUUACCUUUUCAGAGUUUGACGUUUUGGUUCCAUGCUCUUCUAAAUCAGGAGAUAAUGUGCAAGAAGGGCCAGGAGUACAGAUCCCCUAUUUUUUUUUUAAUGUUCUCUUUCCUUUGAGGGUACACUAUUGCUUGUCUGUCCUUGUAUAUUUUUUUUUCCUUGAUUCAUAGUUUUAGAUUGGUUUUUAUACAUCUUAUAUCGUGUUAUUUUUCAUCCUUCUCAUUUACUUUAGCAGGUUCUUUUGCUUUCAAGAUUUGGAAGCAUUGCCAAAGACAGCCAUGAAGAAGGAAACUGGGGGCAAGGGGAGCAUAAGGAGGAGAGGCAAGAGAUAAGAGGUUGUUACCUCAGUAAAACUUGCAUGCCACAAAGCAAAAAUUGCAUAGCCACAGUAAAGAUCUAGCUGGGUUUAAUUUUUAAUUUAAGCUGCAGUUAUUGCCAGUUUAGGCUAAUCCUUGGUAACGGAGCUUUUAUACACAAUAUUUUUGUUAUACAUCAUAACUUGGUAACCUCUGCUCCAAAAAAAAUAGAAUUUUUUCAAAGUGAGCUUAGUUGCUGAACUUCUGGUGAUUUGUGUAUGUACAUAGUGAUCCCAUUUCAUAUUGCACCUUACAGGAACACUUUGUAUAAAUGAAUGGCUUUUUAUUUUCACGUUAUUAGUAUCAUGGUCCCAUUACAUGCUUGUUAACCUCAUAAAUUUGUCAUUAGUCUUUGAAGAAAAAAAAUAUGUAAAUAUGUAUGUGUAACAUGAGAAUUUCUCUCUAAAGCAGGGCUUAAAUUUUUUUGGAGAAGUUUGACAAAGUAUAUCACGUGAAUUCAGAUUUACCUCAAAGCCAAGAAUUAUGUUUUGUUUUGUUUUGUUUUUUAAGAAUUAUGUUUAGAUAGGCUAAAAGAAACUUGUUUUGAUCUCAGGUAGAAAAAUAGUUAGAUUGCUUUGAAUUUUUUUGUAGCUUUAGACUUUAAAACUAGAAUUUAUUGUUUAACUAAAAAGUGAUUUGGAAAAUUAUGCCUUUGGUUUAAUUAUUGAUGACUGCACUAUCAUUCAGUUAGCCUUGUGGAUUGAAUUAUGUCCAGAAUCACAUUUAUUUAGAUCUUGAACAGUGUUAGAAGAAUCUGUUUGGUAUUUGUCACCCUUAUUUAAGAACUAGUGUCUGCAUACUUCAAAGCUAUUAAUGUGGAUUGGUUUGACCAAUAACCACUGCUUGAUCUUUACAAUUAAAUUUUAUAACUAACUAA
This is a messenger RNA of Canis lupus familiaris (dog), 2308 nucleotides long. RefSeq names its product synaptosome associated protein 23 (gene SNAP23). The record is from RefSeq and is a predicted model, not a curated record. Bases 382 to 1017 code for a protein of 211 amino acids. NCBI's taxonomy places the organism in Eukaryota, Metazoa, Chordata, Mammalia, Carnivora, Canidae. Gene Ontology annotation, cellular component: plasma membrane; synaptobrevin 2-SNAP-25-syntaxin-1a-complexin I complex. Gene Ontology annotation, biological process: exocytosis; synaptic vesicle priming; synaptic vesicle fusion to presynaptic active zone membrane. Gene Ontology annotation, molecular function: syntaxin-1 binding; SNAP receptor activity. The transcript has 9 exons.